GACUGUGUGCAAACGGGCCACGCCUCUGCGACUCCAGCUGUCAGAGCUGCGCAAGGGGCGUGAGGGCUGGAGAUAGACUCCACUCAUCGACCCCCAACCUCAAUCCCCCCGCUGUGAGAAAACCCAGACUUUACCGAGGCCCCAGGUGCAGCGGGUCUCGGCAGAGGAGGCACCUUUCUCCGUCCCCAACCCAAUCCAAGUGCCCCUGGCUUUGACGACGCCUCGAGACUCUAGAGUGGGUGCUAAAGCUCCCAGAGCUGGCAGCAGGUGUCCGGGGCAGGCCUCCAACUUCUUGGAGACACUCAGGUUGACAUUUGCUCUUGGAGCAGGCGGUCGCGUGCCGCUGGAAACUACACCUCCUCGCAGCAUGGCCAUUAGCCUCAGCCUGGACGAUCCUCUGCUGCCGAUCUCGCUGUCCGCCCAGCAGACGACGCUCCUGCUGCUCUUCUCGGUGCUGGCUGCUGUGCACGUGGGCCAGUGGCUGCUGAGGCAGCGGCGGCGGCAGCCGGGGUCCGCGCCCCCGGGCCCCUUUGCGUGGCCGCUAAUCGGAAACGCUGCAUCCCUGGGCUCGGCGCCGCACCUCUGUUUCGCUCGCCUGGCGCGACGCUACGGCGACGUCUUCCAGAUCCGACUGGGCAGCUGCCCCGUGGUGGUGCUGAACGGCGAGCGCGCCAUCCGCGAGGCCCUGCUGCAGCAUGGUGCCGCCUUCGCCGACCGGCCACCCUUCGCCUCUUACCGCCUGGUGUCUGGCGGCCGCAGCCUGGCUUUUGGCCAAUACUCGGAGCGCUGGAAGGUGCAGCGGCGCGCAGCGCACAGCACGAUGCGCGCCUUCUCCACGGGCCAGCCGCGCAGCCGCCGCCUCCUCGAAUGCCACUUGCUGGGUGAAGCGCGGGAGUUGGUGGAUCUGCUGGUACGCGGCAGCGCCGGCGGUGACUUCCUCGACCCGCGGCCGCUGACCGUGGUGGCCGUGGCCAACAUCAUGUGCGCCGUGUGCUUCGGCUGUCGCUAUAGCCACGACGACGCCGAGUUCCGCGAGCUGCUCAGCCACAACGAAGAGUUCGGGAGCACCGUGGGCGCGGGCAGCCUGGUAGACAUGCUGCCCUGGCUGCAGCGCUUCCCCAACCCCAUGCGCACCGCCUUCCGCAAAUUCGAGCAGGUCAACCGCAACUUCAGCAACUUCGUCCUCGACAAGUUUCUGAGGCACCGCGAAAACCUUCGGCCCGGGGCAGACCCCCGCGACAUGAUGGACGCCUUCAUCCUUUCCGUGGGAAAGGAGGCGGCCGAGGGCUCGGGCGACCGCGGCGCGCGGAUGGACAUGGAGUAUGUGCCGCCCACAAUCACUGACAUCUUCGGCGCCAGCCAGGACACUCUCUCCACCGCGCUGCAGUGGCUACUCAUCCUUUUCACCAGGUACCCAGAAGUGCAGGCUCGGGUACAGGCCGAAUUGGAUCAAGUCGUGGGUCGAGACCGUCUGCCCUGCCUGAACGAUCAGCCCAACCUGCCCUAUGUCAUGGCCUUUCUUUAUGAAGCCAUGCGCUUCUCCAGCUUUGUGCCCAUCACCAUUCCUCAUGCCACCACCGUCAACACCUCCGUCUUGGGCUACCAUAUUCCCAAGGACACGGUGGUUUUUGUUAACCAGUGGUCAGUGAAUCAUGACCCAAUGAAGUGGCCUAACCCGGAGGAUUUUGAUCCUACUCGGUUCUUGGACAAGGACGGCUUCCUCAACAAGGACCUGGCCAGCAGCGUGAUGAUUUUUUCAGUGGGCAAAAGACGCUGCAUCGGGGAAGAGCUUUCCAAGAUACAACUGUUUCUCUUCAUUUCCAUCCUGGUUCACCAGUGCAAUUUCAAGGCCAAUCCAGAUGAGCCGUCAAAAAUGGAUUUCACUUAUGGCCUGACCGUUAAACCCAAGUCAUUUAAAAUCAAUGUCACUCUCAGAGAGUCCAUGGAGCUCCUUGAUAGCACUGUCCAAAAGUUACAAGCCGAGGAAGACUGCCAGUGAGAAGCCAGAAGCGAGCUGGAAUCUUAGAAGUACUCAAGUUUUGGGGGGUGGGGAGUAAAAAUUUCUAGCUCCUCUGUGAGCAUAAACGAAUGGACCUGUAGAUACUGCGUUUUACAUGCGUAUCCUCAGAUCAGCACUGGGCUCUGCAAUGCAGGAGCUCUGGAAAGAUUUUUUGCAUCAGAGUUAAAGGGCUCAAAGAAUUUUUAUACGUAUAUAGACUACUAGUAACAAUUUCUUGAGGGAGCACUCCUUGGAAUUAAAACACCAUGCUACACAUGCAAAACUCUGAUGGAGAGGUACUUUUAAUACCGUGCCUUUGUGGGUGGCAUCCAAGAAUGAUGUUCUUUGUGCUGAAAUCUCCAUAGAAAACCAUAUUAAGCAAAGUUUCAGAAUAUAUUGUUGAAUAUGCAAAGGCAAAUAAUUACAGUGUAAGUCAUGUGAUUGUGGGUGAGAAAGAAAAGGUAAGGUCAGAAAUUUCCUUUUCACCUUUUCCAUAAAGUAGCUUAGGCAGGCUCUGGUAUCUAUGGAUGGAUUUAUCUUUUUGCCUACUGAUGUGCUUUCUCUUACUAUAUUGGAUGACUCAUGAAGUCAUUUGCUCAAAAAGAAAUUGAUAGUAGUUGGUUUAGUCAUUAUAGUACGUUUCAGUGAUUUAUCGUGAAUUUUAAAGUGUUUUUAAGUUGUUAAAUUGUAAGAAACUUCGAGCUAUGUUGGUUGCCAAAUACAAAAUUUCAAUCAUGAGAAAAAAAAAAAA
Molecule: messenger RNA, 2750 nt
Organism: Rhinolophus ferrumequinum (greater horseshoe bat)
Lineage: Eukaryota; Metazoa; Chordata; Mammalia; Chiroptera; Rhinolophidae
Product: cytochrome P450 1B1
Exons: 3
Coding region: 368-1999 (543 amino acids)
Molecular function (GO): oxidoreductase activity, acting on paired donors, with incorporation or reduction of molecular oxygen; iron ion binding; monooxygenase activity
Source: RefSeq, a predicted model, not a curated record